Molecule: messenger RNA, 501 nt
Organism: Perkinsus marinus ATCC 50983
Lineage: Eukaryota; Perkinsozoa; Perkinsida; Perkinsidae
Product: osmotic avoidance abnormal protein, putative
Exons: 6
Coding region: 1-501 (166 amino acids)
Biological process (GO): intraciliary transport
Cellular component (GO): axoneme; intraciliary transport particle B; ciliary basal body
Source: RefSeq, a predicted model, not a curated record
AUGGCUGUUGAUGUCUUGGAAUACCUCCCACUUGGACCAGAGACCACAGGUAUGUGGCGCCAAUUAGGAUUGGUUGCUUUGAACGCACUUUGCCUGCCUGUGGCCGAACGCUGCUACGCUGUUCUAGGAGAAGUUGAGAUGAGCAGGGAAUUGCGGAAGAUUCAGCGCCUGGCACGGAGUUGUGCGGGUGAUGUGAAAGACAUUGACAGCGGGCUACAUCAUCCAACUGUGAUGGCUGCUAUUGCUGUGAUGAAGAAGCAGUUCUCUAUAGCAGAGGAAGUUUACAUUGAGCAUGGUCAUCUUGAAGAUGCCAUACGCAUGUAUCAAAGCAUUCACAAGUACGAUGAGGCUAUCCGUCUGGCAGAGCAUCACUGCUAUCCCGAUGUCAUGCGCCUCAAAACAGACUAUCUACAGUGGCUGUUACAGACACACCAAGAAGACUUGGCAGGAGACCUGCAGGAGAGGGAAGGGAAUUAUGAGAAAGCCAUAAUCUCUUCUUGA